AAUACCAAAAUAUGUGGGAUCCUAUCAGCCAUAAAAUUUUGUGCAUUAAUAAGUUGAAAAUUUCAAUCCUAAUACUCGACAGAAAAGAUAAACUGAGUAGAGGAAUAUUUAUGUCUGUCUGUCGUCUUGUCUACUUACUUGCAUCAACUAACUGUGGUGGGUUAAUUAAUAAUAAACCCAAGUUACUCAUCCAAUUGGUCGGUGGUAAUCAAGAAAUUAUUAUGAAUGGGAUUGCAAGAGACCAAGCAGACUACACAUGUGCUUCUGAGACCACAUAUCCCACUGGAGAAGCAAGAAAUGAGUAAUAAUAGGUAUACAAGAGGUCGCAUGUGUUUCCUCUGGAUAUGGAUGGAUUGUUAAAGAUGAUGUUUGUGUUCAAUAAACGGAUAGGACAUCGUGACUUAUAUCUAAUGGUAAAACAUAAAAUUAUCCACGUCAGUAUGCCUAUGAUUUAUU
Messenger RNA from Trichobilharzia regenti, 456 nucleotides. The record is from the annotation of a GenBank genome assembly. Lineage: Eukaryota; Metazoa; Platyhelminthes; Trematoda; Strigeidida; Schistosomatidae.